Molecule: messenger RNA, 735 nt
Organism: Boleophthalmus pectinirostris (great blue-spotted mudskipper)
Lineage: Eukaryota; Metazoa; Chordata; Actinopteri; Gobiiformes; Gobiidae
Gene: mrpl32
Product: mitochondrial ribosomal protein L32
Exons: 3
Coding region: 200-667 (155 amino acids)
Biological process (GO): translation
Cellular component (GO): mitochondrial large ribosomal subunit
Molecular function (GO): structural constituent of ribosome
Source: RefSeq, a predicted model, not a curated record
AAAUACAGCGUGUAGAGAUUAAGAAACAUCAUAGAGAUUAAGAAACAUGAUGAAUUUAGCCUCAUUAGUGCAGAGUUUGAGAACGUCUUUGCUACACAUUGAAAGCAGACUACUGCAAGCAGCAGGACUCGAGAGGCAACUGGAUUUAUACUUAUAGUUUUGCUACUUACUAAAUAACUGUUGACAUGACAAUGCACUUAUGUGUAUGUCUCUAGCUCCAGCAUUAUCUGUAAAUGGCUCAAGUAUUUUGCCUCAGCUCAACAAUGAGCAGGAGUUUGAGGAGCAACUAGAAGGCCCAGACCAGCCCCCGGGUUUCCUAGAUAGUAUCCUGUGGAUGGCUGCACCCAAAAAGAGACGUACUAUUGAGGUCAACCGUACAAGGAGGAGAUCCGAGAGCAAACUCUUAAAACUCAAGACUAACAUUGAGCCCUGUCCAGAGUGUGGCCAUCUUAAACAGAAACACAUCUUAUGUGGCUUCUGUUAUGCUAAAGUUUGUAAAGAAACUACCAAGAUUCGUCAACAAAUAAAAGAAAUGGAAGGCGGACCUUUUGGUGCUCCAACAGUGGAGACUGUUGUCCUAUAUGAGGGAGAAACUCCAAGCGCACAAGACAAAGACAAAAGAAUUGUAGAGAGGCCAAGAAAGCGCCCUGCAUGGUUUAAUGCAUGAUCUGCCUUUUUAUACAGUUUAAAAUCAUAAUCUCAAGUGGUAAAUUAAAUAUUCAAAUGUUGUAUACA